This is a messenger RNA of Drosophila kikkawai, 1245 nucleotides long. It is a transcript of the gene aqrs, whose product is annotated as aquarius. Gene Ontology annotation, biological process: proteolysis. Gene Ontology annotation, molecular function: serine-type endopeptidase activity. The record is from RefSeq and is a predicted model, not a curated record. Lineage: Eukaryota; Metazoa; Arthropoda; Insecta; Diptera; Drosophilidae.
UCAAAGCUCAACAUGCAACUGUUACUGAUAGGCCUUCUGCUGGUCCUAGUCCUAAACUACAGCGCCUCUAUUUGGAUAAAAAAAUACAUGGAGAACUACCAUCGCCCUACAUAUUACAAUAAAAGGCACAGUUCCAAAGAUCACGUGGACUACAAUCGCGAGGCACUCGAGAAGCGGGAUAAAGACGGAAAGAACGGAACAGGAAUCCGGCCUCCCUUUGAUCCGGAGAAGGACCUUAGUUACUAUGUCCAUGUGCUUCACCUUGGCUCUGUGAUCUGCCCGGGAGCUCUAAUCUCGUACCGGAUGGUUAUCACUUCGUCGAACUGCUUUCAGCCGAAAUCAGAAGAUGAGAGGACAUCCCUUGUGUACAGGGCCAGUGAAAUGGGUGUGACGACUGGCGGCCAGUUCGCGAUGAGUAAUCCGCAUCAGGUUAUCGCUUUCUUUAUGCCUGUAGAUAAGGUCAAAGAGAAAAUCAGUUCCGUGGCUCUCCUGGGUUUACAGUCUAAACUCUCUCGGAAUUCCUAUCGCCACAUAGAUCUUUACCAAAAAAAGACGAAUGCGGGAGAUCAAAUAAAAAUCGCCUUUUUGGAUCCACAAAGCUAUCGCAUCGAGCAUUCUACAGAUUCCAAGAUUUUGAAAAAAGAUCGAUGCCAAAGUUACCACACCGUGAUUGAACGCUUUGGCACAAUACCGGGCUUUUCCACCGAAGGAUCGGACUAUUUCUGUACGGCUAGCAAGAAAAAUCCGACCACAUGCAGCACUCGUCCCGGAGAUCCGUUACUCGUUGACAACAAACUGGCUGGCAUAAACGUGUUCGGCGCGGUCUGUUCCAACUCACCGAUCGACGUCAACAUAGACAUAUAUAUGCCAAUACGGCCCGUCGUCAAGUUUAUCCAGAUGGCCACGGACGCCCUGCGGGCGUUCACGCACACGGGUCCCUACAAUACCUCGAAUCCUUUCCCGUCACCUUUGGUUGAGUCCCUAAUCACUCGGCAACCAAAUUUCUUCGUUGGCGAAACUCUAAACUUCACGGAUAUUUAAGAAAAAUAUUUUCUAUUGAAUUCAAGCCUCUUAUAUUAUAUUUGUUAAUAAGGCAUAAUGGCCUGCAUAUCUGUAAAUUAUAUUGCAGAACAUAUACAACCACUUUAAAAUUACUUUUAUUUGUAUAAUUUUCAUACUGAUAAAUAAUAAAUAAUAAAAUAAGAUUCACGGCAUUGCAAAUCUGGCAAAUGCGUGUCCAAACAA